Messenger RNA from Scatophagus argus, 4858 nucleotides. It is a transcript of the gene wsb1, whose product is annotated as WD repeat and SOCS box containing 1. The transcript has 9 exons. The record is from RefSeq and is a predicted model, not a curated record. Lineage: Eukaryota; Metazoa; Chordata; Actinopteri; Scatophagidae. The coding region runs from base 344 to 1627 and encodes 427 amino acids. Gene Ontology annotation, molecular function: protein binding. Gene Ontology annotation, biological process: intracellular signal transduction.
GGUGCUAUACAGUCAGAAGCCAUUGUACAACCAGGGAUCGUUCUGACCGGAACUAUAGAAUUGGAUUCUAUAAGUACGUUUUAAUCAGAGCGCAGUAACACCCGAGGAACAUAAAUAUAGUUCAAGAAGUAAAAUAAACUCCAUUGUCACGGAAAUCUAGGACGACGAAACACUUACAGUGUUCGAACAACGAGUGAUUUUUCCACCCGGGACGUCAGGCUUGGCGGAGGGAUUCAGCUGAUUUUAGUAGACAUCUGAAGACAAAAAGCCGCCGUCUAAUUCCGCACCAACUGUAAAUUUAGUUCGUACUUGGCUUUUCUCUUAGGUCUGUGCCCUUAUUUAGAUGGCAAGCUUCCCAGACUCUGUAAAUGAAAAUGAUAUAGGUAAGGCUAAGUUCAUCGGUGAACUCCUGGUGCCUGUUGCUCCCUUUGACCAGAAGUCUGGGCGUGAGGCUUGGACAGUAGCCUUUGCACCCAAUGGGUCCUACUUUGCUUGGUCUCAGGGGCAUCGCAUUGUCAGGCUCAUUCCCUGGACAAAAUGCCUGAAGAACUUUUCAGUGGGCCAUGGCAGGGAGGGCACCAAUGCCUUGAGCCCCCGGCAUUUGUCCCGUCAGAACAGCAACGGAGUUCAGGCAGUCCAAACAGCUGGUGAGCCCCGCGAGCACACAAUAGACUGUGGAGACAUUGUCUGGGGUUUGGCCUUUGGUUCAUCAGUGCCAGAGAAGCAGAGCCGCUGUGUUAACAUCGAGUGGCACCACUUCAGGUUUGGCCAGGACCAGCUGCUACUGGCAACAGGCCUCAACAAUGGACGGAUCAAGAUCUGGGAUGUUUACACUGGAAAACUGUUGCUGAAUCUGAUGGACCACACUGAUAUAGUGAGAGACUUGACCUUUGCUCCUGAUGGCAGCCUUAUGCUGGUCUCUGCAUCCAGAGAUAAGACCCUUCGUGUAUGGGACCUCAAAGAUGAUGGUAAUAUGGUGAAGGUUUUGCGGGGGCAUCAGAACUGGGUAUACUGCAGCACCUUCUCCCCUGACUCCACCAUCCUGUGCUCAGUCGGCGCCGGCAAAGCAGUGUUCCUAUGGAACAUGGAUAAGUACACGUUGAUCCGGAAGCUGGAGGGGCACCACAAUGAUGUGGUGUCUUGUGAGUUUUCGCCAGAUGGGGCGCUGUUAGCCACUGCCUCGUAUGACACCAGGGUCAUCGUGUGGGACCACCACAAGUCCACUAUCCUCUUGGAACUGGGCCAUCUCUUCCCUCCCCCAUCACCAAUUUUUGCUGGAGGUGCGAAUGAUCGUUGGGUGCGCUCUGUGAGCUUCUGCUCUGAUGGCCGCCACAUUGCCAGCAUUACUGAUGACAGGCUGGUUCGUUUCUGGAGCAUAGAGGAAAGGGCUCCUCAGGCCAUUGCCUCUCUUUCUAAUGGCCUCUGCUGUGCCUUCUCUCCUGAAGGAAGUGUCCUUGCUGCUGGGACCCGUGAUGGCAGUGUGCACUUCUGGGAGUGUCCUCGUAGCAUUGCUACCCUGCAGCACAUGUGCAGGAUGGCCCUUCGCCGGGUGAUGACCACCCAGCAUGUGGAGGCCCUGGCUAUUCCCACACCGCUUCGUGACUACCUGACCUACAAAGUCAUCUGACCUCUUCCCCCCGCCGAUACAGUUGCACCUGCCACAGCAGUAUGCUGGAAAACCAGUGAAUCCUUUGUUUUCUAAAAACAUUUUUCCAUUUUUAUGGAACUUUGUUGAACAAGCAACAGCAGCCAGAACAGGAGAAGUGUGAAGUUUUACUGAAACCCCAAUGUCUUGUCCUUGUCUCAAAACCCUCUACAUUCACUUUCAGCAGGAUGUUAUUGGUUUUCUACAUAUUUAUUUUUGUAAGUGCUUUAGUAAGUUGCUGGGGCUAGCGCACAAACUACACCUGCAAGGUCAAGUUAUAUCUGGGGCCUCCCGUCCCCUCCAUCUUAUCAGUGUGGUACCUGUAAGUGUUUGGAUCCUCUUCCAACUGGCUUUUUCUCCUCCAGGUUCAUUAAACCCUUCAUCUGUUCUUCUGAAAUGAAAUGGUUGUUGCACUUAAUGUAUGAAGCUUUGCGUUGGUGCAUAGUAUGGCUCAACUCAAUUCACUUUUGGUACCUGGAUUUUUUUUUUUACCCACUGUAGAUAGUUAGAUUGUCAUAGCAGUGUCAUGUGAAACUGCUGUGACGAGACGAGAUACAAACAGCACAGACACAAAGACAAAGCUUUGGAAGACCUACACCAGAUGACUAGAAGAGUCUUGCUCUGUGUCACAGGUUACACAUCUAGUUUUCACACCAUCAUUUAGUAUCGGUCUAGCUCAUUUGUAACCCUGACCCAGACAAUAUCAAAAAAUACCAGGUACUUUUUAAACAAUGGAAAACCAAAAAAUUAUCGAGCCGAGCCAAACCCUGCUUCAUAGUGGAAACACAACGUAAGUGUUCAGCUCCUCUUCCAGCUGGCUUUAUUUCUCUACCAGGUUCAGCAAACGCACUUAAUGUGAGGAGCUUUGCAGCAAUGCUUGCUAUUAAUGUCAAGUUUUCUAUUUGCAAGUGAAUGAAAAGACACAUGGGAGGUUUAAAAGAUGCGGGGUUUUGAAAGCCAGUACUCAGAUCUGUGAACCACUGACAAAGUUGAACUAUAGUAUCUUUACCUUGCGUUAUUGUCAUAGCAGUGAGAAACAAUAUUAUUAAGCUGUUACUCCAACGUGAUGCACUCACGAGAAAUGAGAAGAGUAAGAAUUCCUCAUUCUUUGUUUCAGUAGCACCAGAAGCUAGUUACUUCACUAGCCAGUAAGUUGGCACACACCAUUAAGUCCUAAUUAAUAGCUGGCAAUGCAGAUAUGCUAGUGUUGUCACCCAAUGAAUAACAAAAAAAAAAAAAAAAAGCUGAAGAAGAGAAAUGCCAAAGAUAUUAUUUUAAAAGGUAUCCCUAUUUUGCAAUUUGUCCACCAGAAGUGAAGUUUAUUUUUCCAGCUGCAACUUGUCCAGCCCCAGUACAUUUCUUAAAAAAUGAGAAGAAAGAAAGAAAACAAAUCUAAGGAAAUCUUAUCAGAAAUUUGUAUGGUAAUGAUCAGAUGAUAAAUAAUUAUCUUUUUUUUCCACUGUCAAAUAUGUGGGCCUAAAACGAUCCUGUAUCAGUUGAGCUAUAACCUUGCAACAUCUAUUUGAUUAGUAUACUAGAGUUGGGUAUUUUUCAAAUUUUACAAAAUUUUAUUUAUUUGAUUCUGCUUAUCUCCUGUACUUAUAGAUUCUCAGUUUUGAUUCCAGUAUGCUGUUAAAACAAGGUGGGGUCAUGUUUUUGGAUAAGAAAAAUGUCCUUUUAAGUGUUUGCUUAGGCUUUCAUUGUUUCAUUAAGUCAAUUCAAAGUUUUUUAACUAAAUUCUGACAUUUCAGGCUAAUUUUUUUGUGUGUGUUUCUAAAGCAAAGAACAGUUAUUAAUGUCCAUCAUAGAUAGACUCACAGACUGGUGUUAAGCUAAACACAUUUUCUUCAUAAUUGACACAGCGAAUGACACUGUCUGGUUAGGAGACCACAAGGCAUCAAACACUGAACAUUUGUUUACAUUGACACCAUGCUGCAACAUGAAUUAACUUCCCACAUGCAUUGUACUUUGGCUUGUUUUAUAAAAAAUUUGGACACAUGCAAAGCAUUCAAAAGCUUACUGCCUAAAACAACUGCAAAAACUGCAUUCUAUCUGAUCGGGUCAUUAGUCUGCAAUUAUAAAAGGUUAACACAUUGUGGAACUGUUAAGCAGUACCAGAAUUCAAAUUUUAGUGACGGUACCUGAUUCUCAGCAUUUUGGAUUCUGUUCCAAUUUUGGAUAUAAUUUAAUUUCCCCACUCCAAGAAGCACCAUAGAAAACUGUGUGCCCUGCCCUGCCCUGCCCUGCCCUGCGAGGCAGUGUAAAGCCUUGAGAUCAGUGUUGUUUGAUUUCACACUAAACUAAGGCGCCUCUGCUAUCUGUAUUUGAAAUUGUACAAAGCCUGUAUACAGAGUUCCUUGUGAUAUGUAUGUAUGUAUAUAAUUGUCUAUAAACAUAUCAAGUUUUAUGCCUUUUUCACCAUUUUGUCCUUUUAUAUCCAGUUCUGUUGUGUUUUGUACUUUGUUCUUUUUGUUCUCCUUAAAUGUGAGAAUCUCUAUACAUAACUAGAGAACUUACUGCUAAAUCUCAUAAUGAGAAGUGUAUUAAAUUUUGUUACUAGUCAGACUUAGACUGGUAGUGGCAGUGCUGCUGUGUCCCAUCACAUCUUGCUCUAUGUAGAAAUUCCAACAACCCUGAAGGUAAUCCAAAGCAACCAACCAAUCACCUGCCAGCCUUGGUCAUCUAUUGUUAAGACUUUGAUGUUCACUGAACUCUAUAGAAAUAUAUGCACAUGAUAAUCCAAAAUGACUCUUUAAAAUGCAGCAUUUUCUAAAUCUUGUAAUUCUUGAUUGUCAUUCUUUUUUUGUGAAGAUGAUGUGAGGAAGGGAAAGUGAGGUUUCAGUGUUGUCCUGUUUGUGUUGCUAUAGGAAGGUUGGUGUAGAGCAGCCAUCAAUCAUUCUUGGCAAUAAGUUCUCUGACAGUGUCAAUGCCAAAGGUUUUCCCCUCAGAUAACUGAUGAAAAUGGUUGGGUUGUUCUCAGAAUUUUCUCCUGAGAUUAUGUCUCAUGAUGGGCUGCAGUGUCUAUACAGAACUUUAACGGGGGUUUGCAUUUCAUGUUUUUAUACCUGUAACCAUUAUGACAGGAAAAUGCUCCUGCCUCACUGAGAUGCAGUAUGAAGUGGUAGAUAAAUCUAAUAUAUAUGAAUGUUUUAAACUCCUGCAAUUUUCUUGUUAUUGUGUGUGUUUAUAGUUUCAAUAAAGGCUUUUUCACAA